UAUGAUUGAUAUAUACCAUGAAACUUUUUAUGUUAAUUUCUCCGAUGAAUUAGAAAGGGAAAGUACAUGAUAUUUAUAUUGAUUUGGUGUCGUUUCAGAAUAAUUAUCAUGGCAAAGAGGAUGCCUGAUGUAGACAACAGGAAGCUUGACGCAACGAUGAAGAAACAUUGUUCAAAUUCAGAAUCAGAUAGAAUCAGUGAACUUCCACAGGAUGUGAUAGACAAAGUUUUAUCAAACUUGACAAUCAAGGAAGCUGUAAGGACAAGCAUAUUAUCAAAGAAUUGGAAGGAAAAAUGGCAUACAAUUCCUGUUAUCACAGUCGACAAUCCACCUCAAACCCUGCCGGAAUUGGAGUCUGUUAUACAUUACAUUCUUUAUCAACAUGAAGGGGCAAUCCGAAAAUUUUCUGCCUUUGUGGAUACUGUUGACCAAAAUCUUGCUUUACAAGCAUGGAUUUACAGACUACGAAAAAGUUGUAUUCAAGACUUGACCUUGGAGACUAUGAUGCAGACUCCGCUGUCCUGUAACUUGUAUUCCUGUCAACAGCUGACGCAUUUAAAGCUUCGUGGUUUUAUACUAACCGAUCCCCCAUGCUCAUUUAAAGGAUUUCAGAAUCUUACUACACUUGAGCUAAGAACAAUUGCAAUAACGAGGCCUGCAUUUGAAGGGAUAAUGGCCAGCAGCCCACUCCUGGAAAAAAUAACAGCAAAGGGCUUGUAUUUUGAUGGUGCUCUGAAAGUCGAAGUCCCUAACCUCAAGUACUUUAGCUUUGAAGGAGAAUUAACUUCUAUUUGUUUCGAUACUCCUCGUCUUGCAGUGUUGUCAAUCAAUUUAGAUACACAGAGACCCUACUGCAGCUACACGAGGAAAAUGACAGGUAAUACAUUCUCCAUUUCUGAUCUGCCACCUGCACUUGAGGAGCUUCACUUUCAAUGGGUUUCUAAUGAGUCCUUGACUGCAAGCAGUGGGUUGAUGCAAGUUUUAGCAUCUUGUAGCAGUCAUCUAAAGAUCCUCAAACUAGGUGAUGCCUGUUGCUGCGAAAAAGUGUAUAACUUGCAGUCUGUAUCCAAGUUUUGGGAAGAAGAAGAUGAAACCUCGGGCUGCUCUUUGAUGAACCAACUCCGUAAGAUGAGCAUAAGAGCAUGUCUCGAUAGAAGAACAUGUUUUGGUAAAAAUAAUCCUGAGAUAAAGUUUAGUCAAUUCGUACUGGCCAAUUCCCCUCUGCUCGAGGAGCUUACCAUUGAAAGCAUGACUUGUUGUACCGAUAUUGAGGCAUAUGUAAGGGCACAGUUACAGCCUUUCUGCAAGGCUUCAGGAAAACCACAGAUCCAUUGCAUUGCCGGUGCUGAUUUUGCACCUUUCGCCUCCACCACCCAAUUUUCUUCCCACACCGUUUGGUUUUGA
Messenger RNA from Ricinus communis (castor bean), 1404 nucleotides. RefSeq names its product F-box/FBD/LRR-repeat protein At1g13570. The coding region runs from base 67 to 1404 and encodes 445 amino acids. Lineage: Eukaryota; Viridiplantae; Streptophyta; Magnoliopsida; Malpighiales; Euphorbiaceae. Gene Ontology annotation, molecular function: protein binding. The record is from RefSeq and is a predicted model, not a curated record. The transcript has 3 exons.